GGGAAACAUGAAGUAGCCGUCGCGAGUCACCAAUCAUAAACUUAUGCGCGGUGAUCGGUCAUGAUAAGAAUUAAACUCUUAUACAGUUGUUGAGCGAGUGCUCUCUGAGCGAAAAACUGUCCGAGGAUAAUCUUCGGAAAAAGCUGUUUACAUUGUUCAAAUAGGCGGAACAUUCAAAAGCAAUAUAACUCACGGCUGUAAACAUUAGUUUAGUAGUAUCUUAGAAGAUGGACGAACGACAAUGAAAAUUUAUCAUAGAGAGUCGCAAACAAGGGCAUGGAGAAAUCUCCCGGCAGUUAGGCUUUUCCAAAUCAGCGAUGAUCAAGUUACUUAAGAGCGUUUAAAGCUUCAGGAAGGUUUUGUUAUAAUAAGAAAACACACGGCCAUCCGCAUACUCUUUCUCCCGGUGAUCGUCACAUUUUGCGUACAUCUCGCAACAAUCAACAUGUCACGGGACCGGACAUUAUUAAAGAAAUAUUGAAUCCAGAACAGUCAAAUUCAUCUGUACAUAACAUACAGUCUGUAAAGUAAAGUAAGAUCGUGUACGGCAUAAAUGGCAGUUGGCUUGAAAUAUCGUCUUAGUUUUUUGUGAACCGAUAGAUGAAAUCUUUGCCGUGAAUGCUUUGUCACAAAAGAUUCAAUUGGCGUCGAACUCUAACCUGAGAAACACAUUAACCGCCAUGAGUACCGCAUGCGCAUCGCGCUACGAGGCUGUGUUCCUUUGUUCCCACCUCAAAGGACCAAAAAUGUCAUAUGCAAUAGCUGCUAAAUACGUGAGAAAGUCAAAAUCGUUCGUCGCUAAGUGGGUUCAGCAAUAUAAGAAGAUCAAAAGUGUCGACGACUUGCCAGAACGUGGCUCGAUAGGCAAAGUGACGCCGAAUAUGGAAAAAAAAAUUGUGAAUUUGUUUAAGCGGAACCCGACCUUAACAUUGCGACAAGGAGCAGCAAAAUUAAAACAGAAGGGUAUAGAAGUACACAUUAAUCCGUACACGCUUUUACUUUACAGACUGUAUGUCGUCGCCUGUAAGACGCAGGUCUACAUGGUCGACGACCUGUUAAGAAGCAAUUCAUUUCUGUGAAGAAUCGAAAGGCGUAAAUAGAGUUCAAAGUACGCCUUAAUUGCACGUCACGGCAAUGGUCUGACGUUCUCUGUACUCCACAUGAAGCAAAGACUACUUUCUGAGAGAUUAUUUUUAGAAAAGUGAAGUGGUAUUUAGUAAGACUAUGGAUUUUAUUAAAAAUUAUUAUUGUAAAUUAGCGGAAAUGCACAUACAAAUUCGAAUACUUUCGAUAUGCGACGAAUAUUGAUGCGCUAUAGUCAUUCUUCACUCCAAUGCAUAUACACCAGUUAUUUGUCUCCAAAGAAUGACAUGUUGUAAAGCAAUUCUAAUAAUGAUGUGGAACGUUUCUAAGAUGUUUCAGGACGUUGAAUAAAAAAAUGUGUUCUGACUAUUUAACAAAUUUUGUUAUACAGGGUCUUUUAGACCACCAACGACAACCGUCUUGUUUUCGAAAAAUAUACAUUAUAGAAAAAAUUGUUAUAUAAAAGCUGUCAAGGUUGUGAAGAUUACUUUCAAUUUUUUUUAAUAGA
Messenger RNA from Harpegnathos saltator (Jerdon's jumping ant), 1591 nucleotides. RefSeq lists its product as uncharacterized. The record is from RefSeq and is a predicted model, not a curated record. The transcript has 2 exons. The coding region runs from base 681 to 1079 and encodes 132 amino acids. Lineage: Eukaryota; Metazoa; Arthropoda; Insecta; Hymenoptera; Formicidae.